AUGGGUUCCUUCAUGAACGCCGCACCUUUGAUGGAACAGCCCAGCUACUCAUUCGCAUCCGCCCCAACAUCACACUCCGCGCCACGGCAACAUGGCUUCUACCCAUACACUGACAAUGGUGGCUCAACACUCGGCAUCAGCGGUACCGACUUCACUGUUUUGGCCGGCGAUACACGAUCCACAUCCGGAUACAACAUCAACACACGCUACGAACCAAAGCUCUUCAAGAUCGGCGGUGAUGGUCCGGAGAACGUUGGCAGCAAGAUCGUGCUAUCAGUGGUGGGCUUCGCAGCGGAUGGCAAGGCACUGAAAGAGCGCUUGGACACAAUCGUCAAGAUGUACAAGUACCAGCACGGAAAGGACAUCUCAGUACACGCCUGCGCACAACGACUCAGCCACAUCCUCUACUCGAAGCGCUUCUUCCCAUACUACGUCACAGCCAUCCUGGGAGGUAUCGAUGAUGAGGGUAAGGGUGCGCUCUACUCGUACGAUCCAGUCGGCUCAUACGAGCGGGAAGCAACAAGAGCAGCAGGUGCGGCAUCAUCCCUCAUCAUGCCGUUCCUCGACAACCAGGUCAAUCUCAAGAACCAGUACGACCCAACACAGGCACAGGGAUUCGGAAAGGAGCAGCUUGUGCCAAAGCCGCUUGACAGGACAACUACAGAGGCGCUGGUCAAGGACGCGUUCACAAGUGCGGUGGAGCGACAUAUCGAGGUUGGUGAUGGUCUGCAGAUGAUGAUCAUCACGAAGGACGGCAUCGAGGAGAGGUAUGCGCCGCUCAAGCGCGAUUAG
Messenger RNA from Fulvia fulva, 792 nucleotides. RefSeq names its product Proteasome subunit beta type-6. Bases 1 to 792 code for a protein of 263 amino acids. The transcript is spliced from 2 exons. NCBI's taxonomy places the organism in Eukaryota, Fungi, Ascomycota, Dothideomycetes, Mycosphaerellales, Mycosphaerellaceae. Gene Ontology annotation, cellular component: proteasome core complex. The record is from RefSeq and is a predicted model, not a curated record.